CUUCAAAUUUGGCUGUUUCCGUUUCCGCAGUGGUUAAUAGCAAAACUUUAAGCACUCUUUUGAUUGCAGAGUCGAUUGAUUCGUUUGUUUGUCUUGUCUUGUAAGCCCCAUACUCCACGAUGCUCAGGGACAAUCCUAUGCUGUCGAUAAAUGUUAAGUUGUGGCAAUACUUGGCAGUUGUAUUCCCGGGUCGUGGUAACAUUUGGCGCCUGUACGCUUUCGUGCUGCCCGUCUGUGUCAUGAACGCCAUGCAAUUUGUGUAUUUGUUUCGCAUGUGGGGCGACCUGGCACCCUUCAUUCUGAACACAUUCUUUGCGGCGGCUAUAUUUGAUGCUCUUCUGCGUACGUGCCUUGUCAUUCUCAAUCGGGAUAAAUUCGAGGCCUUGAUGUUGGAAUUGGCCUUGCUUUACAAUGAAAUCGAACAAAGCAAUGAUGUCUAUGCCAAGCGCAAAUUGAAGGAGGCAACGGCAGCUGCCAGGAAGGUAUCAAUUUUCAAUUUAACAGCUUCCUUUUGCGAUAUCGUUGGAGCUCUGAUAUAUCCUUUGUUGUGCGAGGGAAGAGUGCAUCCUUUUGGAGUUGCCUUGCCGGGCGUGGAUAUGACCGCCUCACCAAUCUAUGAGAUAUUCUAUGUGUUGCAGUUUUCCACGCCUUUGGCCCUUACCAUUAUGUAUAUGCCAUUUGUGAGCCUCUUUGCUUCGUUCGCCAUGUUUGGAAAGACUGCCCUGAUGAUACUACAGCACAGACUUCAAAAUAUAUGGCUUGAGGAGGGAGACGAAAACAAAUUUGCAGCCUUAAGGCGUUGCAUCAAAUACUAUGAUCGAUUGACGCGCUAUGUCUACAACUUCAAUUCAAUGGUAACGUACAUUGUGUGUGUUGAAUUUCUGCUGUUUGGAGCCAUCAUAUGCUCACUUUUAUUUUGCAUGAAUAUUAUUGAAACAUUUACACAAAUCAUAUCGAUAAUCAUGUACAUAUUGACAAUGAUGUACGUCUUGUUUACGUAUUAUUGGCAUGCCAAUGAAAUGCUAAUGGAGAGCGUGAAAGUAUCUGAAGCUGCUUAUGCCAUUCCUUGGUAUUAUGGCAAUCAUGAGUUCCGCAAAACCCUGCUCUUGUUUAUAAUCAGGACACAGAAGCCUUUGCAGAUUAUGGUCGGCAAUGUCUAUCCCAUGACUUUGGCCACAUUCCAGUCGUUGCUGAACACCUCGUACACCUACUUUACGAUGCUGCGGGGUCUAUACAACCAAUAAAGUUUAACGCCACUCGUUCAUGGCCAGCUGGAGGAAAAUAAACGAUUUGAAAAUUGCACACUCCAGAAGCACCAGCAAAUGUAGAAGUCACACUUUCACCAUUAACAGGAGUGCGACUUGCAGCACAGCAUCAGUAUCGGAGACUGCAGCGCCAGCGCCCUAUUCCUUCGUUGAGACAAAAAGCUAAAAUUGCACAGAGUGAAGAAAACUAAUCACAGAGUAACAGAAUUCAUUAGCUUGAAACAAUGAAUUAGAGGUUAAGAUUGCAUGCAGGGAAAGAACGAGAGGGACAUGGGAGCUCAUUCAGCGAAUAUGUACUUUCUAAAUAGCACUAUGAGAAUUUUAUG
Stomoxys calcitrans (stable fly) is the source of this 1591-nucleotide messenger RNA. It is a transcript of the gene Or43a, whose product is annotated as odorant receptor 43a. The transcript has 7 exons. NCBI's taxonomy places the organism in Eukaryota, Metazoa, Arthropoda, Insecta, Diptera, Muscidae. Gene Ontology annotation, molecular function: odorant binding; olfactory receptor activity. Gene Ontology annotation, cellular component: plasma membrane. The record is from RefSeq and is a predicted model, not a curated record. Bases 120 to 1244 code for a protein of 374 amino acids. Gene Ontology annotation, biological process: detection of chemical stimulus involved in sensory perception of smell; sensory perception of smell.